Messenger RNA from Branchiostoma floridae (Florida lancelet), 1434 nucleotides. RefSeq names its product latrophilin Cirl-like. Bases 165 to 845 code for a protein of 226 amino acids. Lineage: Eukaryota; Metazoa; Chordata; Leptocardii; Amphioxiformes; Branchiostomatidae. Gene Ontology annotation, molecular function: carbohydrate binding. The record is from RefSeq and is a predicted model, not a curated record. The transcript has 5 exons.
UUCAUCUCUCUCUUUCUCUUUUCAUCUCUCUCCCACCCUUCAAGUCUGUUUAGCACCACUUAUUUCCAGAUGUUUCAGAUGACCACCUGUCAGCUAAAGAUGUCUCUCAGAAGAUUCAAGACAUCACAGAUAACGUCAAAGAAGUGUUGAGCGACCUUGAAGAGAUGUUGGGAGACGAAGAGAGAAGCUUAUUCGAAGAGCGAGAGGCUUCGGUCGAUGAACUUGCUGAAGCCUUGGAGAAAGUGGAACAGCUGGUGAGGGGAUACCCAAUGAGGUUGGCUCGAGCUUGUGAGCGGCAAAGGUUGGUGCUUCGCUGCCCUUCUGGACAAACUAUCAGCAUCACCACCGCCCUGUACGGCCGGACCACGCGGGCGUUUUGCCCCAACGGCUCCAUCCGCUCCACCGGCUGCCGCAGCCCCAGCAGCACGGUCCGGGUCAGGACCAGCUGCCAGGGGAAGACCAGCUGCUCUGUGGACGCCACCAACAGCGUGUUCGGGGAUCCUUGUAGGGGAACAUUCAAGUACCUGGAGGUCAGGUUUAGCUGCGUCGCCGGGAGACCAGCGUCCUCUCCAGACUGUUCCGGCUGGACCCCCUGGUACAACCGUGACAGCGCGGACGCCUCGGGAGACUGGGAAAUGCUCUCGUCCAUCAGGAGCGAGAACCCCGGGAAGGUCUGCGCCGCGCCCUCGGGCAUCCAGGCCCGCGUCAGAGGCUCCAACACCCCCGCCUCGCGAACCGGCGAGCGGUUCUUUAAGUUCAACCCCCAGGAGGGCAUCGUGUGCAGGAACGCCGAUCAAAGAGACCGCAGAUGCCAGGACUAUGAAGUGCGCUUCUGGUGCCCGUAGAGAGUAUAUGUUAUGCUACAAGAAUAACAGCAGCAUCAAUGUUCUUAGAUCAAUUGUGUAACAUUGGUACCAGACAACCUGACCCUAUAUGUGUAGUUUUAUACGUUCUUUUUUUAGCAAGUGCCAGGAUGCCGCGGGGAUUUUUAAGUGCGCUUCUGGUGCCCUUAGACAGCAAAUGUUAUGCUACAAGAACAACAGCAGCAUCAAUGUUUAUAUUUCUAAAUUCAAUGGUGUAACAUUAGCAGCAGGACAUCCUGUCCUUAAAUGUGUAGUUUUCUACUAUUCUCCAAGCAGAGUUUGAGUCUUGGAGAUAUAGUAGUGAGAGGAGCGAGCCGGUAAAAAUUCCGACUGUAUCUCCACGACUUAACCUCUGCUUGGAGAAGAGUUUCAUACUAGUAUUUUGAGAAAGUGAUUGCAUCAUUCGAUGUUCUAGUAGCUACCAGCGUAUUUGAUACAAUUGUUAUAUUGCCCUUUUGAUUAAUAGCAUGUUGAUCGAUAUUCCGCAUAUCGCAUUGUUUAUUGCCAUGAAUUCAUUGUAAGCUCUUUCGAAAAAAAUCGCGAUGUUAAAAUUAAACCAGAUUGCACGGAU